Messenger RNA from Alosa alosa (allis shad), 1845 nucleotides. It is a transcript of the gene slc2a9l1, whose product is annotated as solute carrier family 2 member 9, like 1. The record is from RefSeq and is a predicted model, not a curated record. Gene Ontology annotation, molecular function: hexose transmembrane transporter activity. Lineage: Eukaryota; Metazoa; Chordata; Actinopteri; Clupeiformes; Clupeidae. The coding region runs from base 65 to 1537 and encodes 490 amino acids. Gene Ontology annotation, cellular component: membrane. Gene Ontology annotation, biological process: monosaccharide transmembrane transport. The transcript is spliced from 12 exons.
UAACUGCAUGAGCAAAAAUAUCACUUGGCAUUGAGCACCGCUCUGAACAAGACGUUGUCUAGAAAUGGAAAGUUUGUUGAAACAUCUGAUCCGGGGAAAUGCUGUGCUCUUCAUUAUUGUGCUGGGAAUGGGAGGAACAUUCCAGAAUGGAUUCCAUAUCACUGUCCUCAGCUCACCUUCACCGUUUGUGAAGCGCUUCAUUAACAGUAGCUGGACAGAGCGUUAUGGACCCCCAGGGCCAGACACAGUCACAUUUAUCUGGUCUGCUGUGGUGGCACUCUAUGCCUUAGGUGGAUUCUUUGGGUCAGUGGGAGUCCGAGUAAUCACUGGAAAGCUGGGAAGGAAGAAAACUAUGAUCUAUACUAAUGUGGUCAGUGUUGUGGCUUCAGCCAUGAUGCUAACAAGCAAAUACGCAAACUCAUUUGAAAUGAUCCUCAUUUCACGGUUAAUGUUUGGGUUUACAUCAGGUUUACUUGGUAGUGUCCAUGUCAUUUACCUUGGGGAGAGUUCCCCAAAGAGACUAAGAGGAAUGGUCACACUUACAUCAGCAACCUUCACGUCCAUUGGUAAACUGGCAGGACAGUUUGCAGGCUUAAGGGAGGUUCUAGGCCGUGAGGAGUGGUGGAACAUCCUGCUCAGUGUCCCGACAGCGUUCACCCUGAUCCUGCUGUUUGUUCUUCCGUUCUUUCCUGAGGCACCGCGGUAUUUACUCAUAGAGAAAAACAACGCAGAGAAAUGCAAGAAAGCCCUGCAGUGUUUGUGGGGUCCUGGGGACUAUGAGAAGGAGAUGGAGGAGAUGAAGGCAGAGCAGGCGGCCAUCGGGGGCAAACGCUCCAAGAGCCUGCUGGAGCUGCUCCGAGAUAAGAACGUCCGUUGGCAGCUCAUCACCAUGCUGGUGGUCCACAGCUGCAUCCAGUUCUGUGGCAUCUCGGCCAUCAGCGCCUUCUCCUACACCAUCUUCCAGGAAGCUGGCAUUUCAGAGGACAAAAUCCGCUACGUGACUCUGGGCAUUGGAAUGUCCGAGGUCUUCACCUCCAUCUCAUGCGGGCUCCUCAUCGAGAGCGUGGGCAGACGGGUGUUGCUAUGGAGAGGAUUCGCUGCCAUGUCUGUGAUCAUGGCGUCAAUCACGAUCACGCUUCUGCUGCAGGACUUUGCCUCCUGGAUAUCUUUCUGCACCGUCGCCUUGUUUUUCCUCUUUAUUAUCUUCUAUUGUGGAGGACCUGCUGGAGUUCUGCCCUCCCUUACUCAUGAGAUCUUUAUCCAGUCGUGUCGGCCUGCAGCCUUCGUGUUUAUGGGGACGCUGCGCUGGCUGGGGUUCACCGUGCUCAGCUUCAUCUUCCCCUUCCUCAUAGCCCAGCUGAAAUCCUUCAGCUUUUUGCUGUUCUCUGGAGCAUGUUUGGGUGGUGCUUUGUUUGGGUUUUUCCUCCUGCCCGAGACCAAGGGCAAGACCCUACUGGAAAUAUCCGAGGAGUUCAAGAGGAUCAAAGUGUGUGGGUCUCCGAAGAAAGAGGAUGUGUGUUUGGCGACAAAGUUUUAGUGCACUUGUGUAGAGACCUCUUGUAUCAAUCGCUAAGAUGACUGACUGUAGUCCUGCUCUUUAGCUGCAUGUCUCUGCUGCACUUUAUUCAUUCACAAUAAGAUUGGUCAUCGCAUAUGUCAUUGUGAGAACAAAGAAGGUUUUAUCACUUUGAACCAUUCAUGGCACUGAAGGUGACUUUACACCAAGCUCCAUCCAACUGUGACCCAUCCAACUGUUACAACCUCUGGACUGUCAUUGUAUUAAAAUAUGUGUGUCUGUAAACUGACUGUUUAACACCCUGUAAAGCGCCAUGAGACAUGUGCAAU